CAAAAAAAAAAUACGAAAUAAAUAAUAAAAAAUAAAUGCGAGAUAAAUAAUAAAUAAAUGAUCAUUAAAAUAGUUAAUUAAUUAAAUAUGUCAUUUAGUGAGAAAAUUGAUAUUAAUUGUGAUUAUAAUCAAGUAAAUAAUGUGGCGGAAGACGAAAAUAAUGAGGAGAUUGAAAAUCAUCAAAAUUUCAAAAAAGAUUCACGUGUUUCGGGCAGUGAAACAUUUAAAAAAUUAAAGAAAAUCAUAAGUCACGUUGGUCUUUUAAUUGCAUUGAUGGUUUAUACAGCAUCAGGUGGUUUGGUUUUCCGGGCAAUUGAACUCCCAGCGGAAUUAGAUCGAUUAACAAGACUGAGGGAUCAUUUAAUUAUACAGAGAUUCCAAUUUAUUAAUUCUGUUGUUAAUAGCACCGAUGUUAUAAAUUUCGCCACACUGGUGGAUUAUAAACUGAAGGAUUAUGAAUCCGCCGUUCAGAAUGCAGUGCAAGAUGGACUUUUUAUAAAUUUAGUUUAUGAAAUUAACGAUCCGGAGAAUCAUGAUAAAAAACCGCCAAUGAAAACUGACAGAUGGAGUGUUUUGCAAGCAGUUUUUUUUGCCAGCACAGUUUUGACUACAAUUGGCUAUGGAAAUAUUGUACCUGCCACGGACUGGGGAAGGAUAUUUUGCAUUCUCUUCGCUCUCGUUGGAAUUCCUUUGACGCUGACAGUAAUUGCCGAUUGGGGCAAACUUUUUGCAGAAGGUGUCAGUGAAAUUGCUCUCAAGAUUAGAUCGAAUCUUCCCGAAAGGCUUAAUUCCUGUAUGCCUAACAAUUUGGCAGGAAGACGUUCACUGGGAGCCUUUGCUGCGGUGGUCUUGUUAUUUUUAUAUUUGGCGUGUGGCGCCGGAAUGUUUAUGUUAUGGGAGGAAGAUUGGGGCUUUUUCGAGGGCUUCUACUUCUGUUUUGUGACAAUGACGACAAUUGGAUUUGGCGAUUUGGUGCCAAAGAAACCAAAAUAUAUGCUGCUUUGUACUCUUUACAUUUUGGUUGGUCUCGCGCUGACUGGGACAAUAAUUGAAUUAGUUAGACGACAAUAUGCCCAAUCAUGGAGGAGAUUACAGGCCCUGAGUGGACCAUUGACGGAAACUUUGAAGAAAAUUGGAGAACACGCUGGUGGUGAUAUGUCCGCUUUUCAAUCUGAUCUCAGGAGGGCACUGACAAUAAUAUCGAUGCCACGUUUAAAGCGUUGCGGAACGGACGCGGAAAAUUCAAAGGAACAAGAAUGGGAAAAGGCCGUCGAGGAUAUUCUCUGGGAUAUUGCAAACGCUUCGCCUUCUUCGCAAAAAAAUCCCAUUAUGCAAAUUGUCAUUUACGAGUCGAGCGUUUAGACGAAAUUCUUCCCUCGAAACGCGAGUAAAAUUCCAUUUUUAUUUAUUUAUUUAUUUAUUCAAACUUUGUUUUUAACCAAUUUUCAAUUUUAACCAUUUUUUUUUAAAUUAAGAAAGAAAUCGUUUUCUAUCGAGUGAAAAUAUUUUAAACAGAAAAGGAAUAAAUUAACACGACAAA
Molecule: messenger RNA, 1540 nt
Organism: Leptopilina heterotoma
Lineage: Eukaryota; Metazoa; Arthropoda; Insecta; Hymenoptera; Figitidae
Product: TWiK family of potassium channels protein 7-like
Exons: 7
Coding region: 88-1362 (424 amino acids)
Biological process (GO): potassium ion transmembrane transport; stabilization of membrane potential
Cellular component (GO): membrane
Molecular function (GO): potassium ion leak channel activity
Source: RefSeq, a predicted model, not a curated record